This is a messenger RNA of Porites lobata, 13934 nucleotides long. The record is from the annotation of a GenBank genome assembly. NCBI's taxonomy places the organism in Eukaryota, Metazoa, Cnidaria, Anthozoa, Scleractinia, Poritidae.
GCUUUCUUCGUAAAUCUUUGAACAACGAGAAUUGUCUGAUCUGUUCAUCUAGCUAAAUUUUUUGGUGUUUUUUUGAGUGAAACGAUGGCAGAUCAACAAAAGGUCGUGAAAAGACGGAAGAAGAAGGAGGUAAGUUAAUCUUUUAUUCUAUUCUGUGUAUUUGUGGGAUGGAAGGUUUGUAUAUUAUGUCAUAUUUGGUCGCUGCAGUCGAUGUAGUACGCUGUCCGUACGCUGAGCUUCUUGCAAGCAUGUUUUAUUAUUUUCCGAGUCGCCUUUUUUCCCCACGGACCGACUUUUCAGAGAUUUUAAUCAAGAAAAAACAAAUUAUUUUAUUCUUAGGCACGAGAAGAAAACAAUGAACCAACCAAAGAAGAACAAGAAGUCGGAAAGUACCUCAGAUUCAACUGCCCAUCCAAAACGUCGACGAUGAUGGGUCAAAAAGUCGAAUAUUUUAUCGGUAAAUAAGUACUUAAUAUGUCUUUUUUAUCUCUUCUUAGUGCACAGACGAAUAGAGUAGUUUAUUUCUAUUUUUCUCCUCAUGGAAAUAACGCAUAGCCUUAACUAAAGAAUGCAUUGUUUUUAACGAAGCAUGAAAGCUUACGUUAAUUAAUACAUGUUGUUCAUUCGAUUCGGAUUGGAGAAAAUUCUUCACUCAUUGUUUCCAGUGUGUUAUGAUCAACGAUGUUGUUGUAUCUCAUCCAUCCCUGAACUCUAUUUACACUGUAUCCGCGUUUUUUGAGUGAGAAAAAUAGCGAGAGUUAUUUAUGUUUUUAAACACUAGUUUUACUUAAAACAUGACGUGUCCUUUUGUUAAUAGUACUAGAAUACACCAUAAAUUAUUAUUUUGUAUGGAGGAAAAAAUUGGUAGAUGCCACGAAGUAAGUGGCAUAGCCUUAACCAUGUGUUGUAGGUUGAAAGUCCGAAGACUUUUCUCGUCCUUAUCGAGGGAGAUGCUAACCUUCUCUCGGCUCAUACAACACAACGUUGGUAAUGUUAUUCUGCGGGUUUUAUUAUGCUUGAUGUUGGUAAUCUUCACAUUGUGGGACAUUUUUUUCUGUGGUCAUCAAAUUAGCUGACUAAAUUUUUCGCUUUAUUAGUCAAUUUCAUGCGUCAAUGAUUGAAAAUAAUCUUAGCAUACUGUUGUUUGUCAACAUAAUAAAUUUGUUUUGAAAAGGGAAACUCACAUUACUUACAACGUGCAAAGUAAAAAUACACUUUUAAGACAGGAAGAUAUGCACGAUAAUCAUUUAAUUAUAAUUAUGAAGAAAGGUCAAAUAUCUAUAACUUACUAGCCUAAUGGAUUUUUUCAAAAGAAUUAAGAAAGGUCAACUAUUGUAAAAGCUAAGAUAUCUGACAUUUCCCUGUACUGGUCCCCCAGGGUCAGUUUACAAUAACUGUUAUUGUACUGAACUGUCAUUAAGACAAACAGUCAUAGGAAAAGGACAGGGGGGCAUAUACUUAUGAAACCCCCAAAUUUACAGACAACUCGGACUUUUUGUGUUAAACACAGGGUCCAAAAUUUGGGCAAAAAUGAAGUUUUACCUGUUUCCGUAUUUUUAAAUCAUUAUUUUGAAGAGAUAAAUAUUUUAUAUUUUAACCUAAAGUUUCUUCGUAAUAAUCCAGUACUGUUACAUUCAAUAACCGAGACAGUGGUUGCCUAGCACAAAAUGAGUUUUUUUUUUUAUUGUUGGGCACUGUACUGCAAUGGGCUAUUUCCAGUCGCGAAUUGAUUGGAAAAGAAAUUUCAACCUAAAACUUUCUAGAAUCAUCUCCGCCUAUGUGAACAGUGUAUGGCAGAUAGCAUCAGCAAUGGGUCUGAAAGUGAAGAAGUGGCCACUGAAUAAUUUGGAAUUUGAAUUCAGCUGAAUCGAGAUUUUUAAAAAAAAAUCAUCGAUCUGGUUUAAAAAACAGUUUUAAUUAAUUUGUUAAAGUUUCAGACUGGAAUUUUUACAAAACCGCUUCAACAGUCUUUGAUACAUACUAAAUACUCAAAUCCUUUUUUGCCAGAGCUAUUACCAUGAUCUUUUGCCUACAGCCAAAAAAGAUUGAAAGGUACUAUGAGGUGAAAUUGCAUGAAUGGCAAAAGUGAUUCAUUUUCUACAGAUGACAGCCAAACAUCAAGAUUUUCCUUUUUACCAUAUUUACAACGAUAAAAAAAUUUAUCCCAAAACAUCUCCGCAACAUUCUCCAAAGAAAACCAAGCUUUUAACUUCAGCGUGAACAUCGAGAAGAAAACAUUGAGGAAAAUGACUAGAAAAAUCGAUUUUCAGAAGAACAGUUUCCAGUGAGAAAUGUUGUUCCUACAAGUAUAAAAAGCUUUAGCUAAAAUGGCGCUCAUUUAAUUGCUAUGAAACAACUCUGAUUUUAUUGCAACCCGGAUCAUAAAAUCAAAUUUUCAUCUUUAUCUAAAUAAAUAAAACUUUAUGGUGGCAAUUUUUCCAAAAAGUUUGUUUAUGGUGUCAUAGUCUAUGCUCAAAAAAAAAACUUCACAGGUAUUGACUCUGAAAAACUGUAUCGAAGCCAAAUUUCAUAUGCUGAAUUUGAACGGCUUAUGUUGUUGCAUCGCAUGGCCCUACAUAAGUUGGACUGUUUUGUAAAAUCAGGCGAUUUCAUUCAACUUUGAGUUUCAGGGAUUUUUGGGCAAAUUUGUUUACCCCCCCCUUUUAAAAAUCUUGCCCCCUCAGUCUAUGGUUUGCAGUUCUCUGAAAAGGACAGCAUAUACUUAUGAAACAAUAUUAUUUACAGACACUUGAAAAAUCACUUUGUCUGUGUUAAAGUGCCACAGAAAGAAAAGAGGAAAUGUGAGAUAUAUGACAGCAAAUAUCUAGUGAAGACGUUAACACUGAAUUUGGCUCAGAACAAGAGGCUGCAGGAUGAAAAUUUGGUUUCAACACUAAGCAAAAUUUAUUAGUCAGUGAUCUGAAAGAUUCAACUGUAGAAACAAAACUAAACCUUUAUGAACAAUUAUUUUCCCCUCUCCCUGAGAAAGACCUUGCAUUUUCUUGAAUUAGAGCUAGAGGACAAAGGAACCAUAAGAAACAACUUAAGACGAAAUCCAUCAGGAAAUUGAGUAAUUUUAAUUUACCUUGUACCAGAAUAAUUUAAACAAUAUUGCAUUCUUUGUUACAUUUUUCAAGGGCUAUAGAUGUAAUUAGUCAUCUGUAAUAACACCAAAGAAAAUUUCCUAUGGGAGCCCAAGAAAACAUAUGUUAAAUUUCACAAAAUGACAUCUUUCACAUGAAAUUUUCAGAAUUUUACCAGUGUUUUCACAAUUCUUGUAAAAUUUGACAUUUAUUUUCUCGGGCUCCCAUGAGAAAUAGUCUUUGGUGUUAUUACAGAUAAAAAAAGAUAAAAAAGAAUGCGGUAUUGUUUAAAUUAUUCAGGUACAAGGUUUUUGUCCACUGAAAGUUGAAAUUACUCAAUUUCCUGAUAGAUUCCAUCUUAACCUUGGUAGAUAACAUGUACUAUCUUGCCUGGUUAUUUGGCCUAGUUGUUCAAACCUCGGAUAGCGCUAUCCAAAGGAUGAAUCACAAUGUGGUGGAUCUUAGGGAAACCAGUAAUUAUGUUUUCUUGUAGAUAGCAUUAUCCACCUCUUGAACAACUGGGGCCAGAUGUAACGUUUCCUUGACUCUGGGAUGGACACCUCUCUGCCGCUGUUAGUCACAUGGGUCUCAACAAUAUCAAUUCAUCAUCAAGUAGAAAAGUUAUGAGAAUGAACAUAAUAAUCACCAAAGGGAAAAUGCUUUGAUCUUCUAUUUUAAUAAUUCUCAUAACCUUUUGACUGAUUUGAUUAUUUAUUGACAUUGUUUGGAGAAAAUUGAUGUUGGUUGCUCUCGGGACUUAAAGGGUAGUAAAUAAAUGUAAUAGAUGAUCUUUUUGGAUCAAUUUAGGUGUCUGGGAAACUGCCCACCUACCCCUCCCUUAAGACCUUAACACUCACCCCUCGUCUAGGGCAAAAUGUUAGCUUAGGGGAGGGGUAGGUGGGCAUUUUUCCAGAAACCUAAAUCAAUCCGAUCUUUUUUUAAGUAGCUACGCUUUUAAACUGUUUUCACAUCUUCUGAUCAUUUCUGUGGACAGAAUUUUCUCAAGAAAAUUGCAUUCAACUGAUUUUACAUUCAUUUGACUAUAGUUGUAUUCAACUGGAGUUGUAUUCAUUUGACUUUGUGAUAGGUUCAAAAGCAGUUGAUUGUUUAAUGGAUUCAAAAUGGGCAUCAGGCAAAGGAGGUGCUGAGAUACUCUUUACUGAUCGUGUAUCAGUGGAGUUAUAUUUAGACAGGUGAGCCGAGCAUGAAAUUGUAAUGUGAACCAUUACUGUAGAACCCCAGUGUUUCAAACUAGGUUGUAGUGCGACCAGGAAAACCUGGAACACUUGAAAUAGUUCAAGAAUGUUUAUUGUGUUAAGACCAAUCACAACAAAGUUCAGGACAUGCGAGCAAGUCACAAAACCUGAUACUAAUUAACGUUCUUGCUUGCAGUGUGGUUUUCUCAUGCCUGAUUGGCUUUUUUAUUGCAACACAACAUUCCAGAAAUAUUUCUGGUGUUCACAGUUUUCCCGGUUCCACUGUUCAUUUUCAUUUUCAGUGGUUUACUUUGUUAGUUAACAUUGAUAUCCAGUUGACUUCAGAUAAUUCGAACCUUCAAGGGAAGUCAGCUUGUCACACGCUAAAAAAAUGGUUCAGUUUAUCGAGGGUGAAAUGAUAUAGAAAUGAUCUGAGGGGAAACAAACAUUACUUUGCGGUAGCAGAAAGUUCGAGUUACCAAGGGGAAAAUGUGCAGUAAAUGUAUGACAGAAAUCCAGAGGAAAUCGCCAGUGGUUCGAAUUAAUGCAAGGUUCUAUUUAGUGAGGGUUUGAGUUAUCAGGAGUCAACUGUAGCUGACAUACAGUUGUAUAAUAUUCUUUAAACAAACAAUAUUAACAGCAUCACAAAUUAUCAUUUCAAUAUGACUGCUUGGAAUGUGUGAGUUAGUGUGACAUUUUACUUUGGUUUACAUGCUGCUACAGGUGUGCGGUUGUGCAGUAACAUGAAAUUCCAAAGAAAAGGCUGGGCUAUUUUGCAUAAAAAGGGGAGAAAGAAUGCAUGGAGCUCCACUAUCUUGAUGCCAAAAAUAGUGUACAACAAAUGCCCAAAUGGCCAAAGACCUGCCUUUUAACAAAGAACACAAGAGAACACAUUUUUUUAGCCCCUUUAAUGAAAAGAUUACCCCCUUUUCCAGGUGGUUAUGAAACUGCCCUGCUAAACUUAAAUAUUCUUGUAAACAUAUAUCAUGUCACUUUUAGGUUGCUGAUUUUGAAUUUCUUUGAGCGUGUUGUACGAAUUAAAAAAGUGAAGAAGAGUGAAGAGGAGAAGAAAAAAGAGAAAGAAAAGGAAGAGCAACGUUCAAAAGAGAAGGAGGAAUCAGACAGUAAAAAAACUAAGAAGAAACAAAAGAAGGAAGAAGGAAAAAAGGUUAGCUGUGAUUUGCAUGGUAUUGUCAGUACAUAAUCCAGACUUAGUUAAUUGAUAAGAAUCGAGAUAGGAAAUCAAUCGACGUCAUCGAUAUUAAUCGAUUUAAUCUGUUGAUUAAUAUUGAUUGAUAUCGGAAAUCGAUAGAAAUCGAAGUCACAGCUGAAACAAUAAUUUAUCAAUUAUUAUUGAUUAACAAAAUUGAUAAAAAUCAAUAGGAAUCCAUAGUAAUCAAUAGCAUUUGACAUAAAAUUAUCAUCGAAUGCUAUCAGAAAAUCAUCGAUAUUAUUCAAAGUCACACCUUUUUUUCUUUGUUGAUUUCUAUCAAUCAGUAUCAGAAAUCUAUAUUCAUCGAUGGUUGAUAUCAAUUACUGUUGAUUAAUACUGAUUAUCGGUUUAUCAGUUAACUAUGUCUGUAAUGUACUGUUUUGGUGUAUUCCUCAGUUGGUUCAUUGUUGUACAAAACAAGUUGUACAUAGUCUUAGUUUUAAUAAAAGACAGUUCAUGAUUUGUGGAGCGGGGAGUGAGAAAAAUGCAUGUAUUGUUAAUAGUGGAGGCAGAGUGGCUGAGUGGUCAGCACAUUGAUCUUGCAAUCCAGCGGUCCCUGCUUUUAGUCCUGCUCUGGUCACUUGCUUGAUUUGUUCACAGUCAUCCUAAGUUCAAACCUUUCGCCAUGCUUGAUUUGCUAUCAGGCUAGUGAACUCUGUUCUUAACCUGCUAAACAGGCAAGUAAAGUUUUUGGGGGGGAUUAAAAUUACAGAGGGAGUCUGUAGUCAAUCCUGCUAGUCAAGAAUUUUUUCCUCAGUAGUUAAAAUGACUGUUGGGCUAGUACAUGCUAGCUACAGCUUGGGUAAGCGGUAAAACUGACUUUCUUUAUGCCCUGCCUUGAGGCUGAAAUUUGAAAACUGAGUAAGCACCGACUUCAAAUAUGCUCCCUACUCUUGUCUCAGAAAAUUAAAUACAUGUAUCAGUGCCUUAGGCACAAAUUCACAUAUUUACAGUAACCCUAUAAGCUCAUAACCCUGUUUUUUUUUAAUUGAUUUCAAGGUUGAUGAUGAAAGCGGAGAAGGAAAACAAAAAGUAAGAAAUUUCCUAGCUGUAUUUUGUCUAUUUAACUAAUUGCUGCAAUAUAUAUGUGCUUUCUAUUUUCAGUAAUAAAUACACAGAUUGCAUAGACCUUUAAAAACAACACCAGGUUAUUGAAUAGUCCAUGAAUUUGGAAAAUUUAGGAAUUGUUCUCAGAAAAGUCCUUGAAUAUCUUCCACAGACCUUCAAUCCUCUUGAGAAUUAGAUUUGACUAAAAGAAACUUUGCCCCCUUUUAUUUGAGGAGAAUACAGUCUUCAAUUUUAUUAUCAUAAAUGUGCAAGUUUUUAUGUACAUUUUGGUGAUGACACCUAGAAAAUAUGCACAUCCUUUGCAUUUUUCAGCAACUGAUAAUAGGAAAUUAAUACCAGUUUUGGGUUGGUAUGUGCACAUGUCCUUUCAAGACAUCAAUUACCCAAGAUUUCUACAGUUCAGCACUUGUGUCUAUUUGUGUAGAAACCAAGACCUUAAGAAAUGGAAUUUGUCUUUGAAGAGUCUUGAAAGAAGAGAUUCAGGUCUUUAUGAACUAUGAUAUUUUAUCAUGUCUUUUUUGUUUUUUUUUAGUCAGCUGAGAAAAGCAGCCAAGGUGAAGGAAAAAAGAAACUGAGAAAGGUUUGCAUUUACCUUUAAAGUAGCCUGCGUAGUAGGUGCGCAGAAGAAAGAACUGGGUGCGCAAGAGAGAAACGCGAGGGGAGAGGGAGGAUGUUCCCUCGCACAUCUCCCUCCCAUGUCCCGUUCUUUCUUGCGCCCAUUACUUCCAAGCCUACUUUUAAGGGAGCUGUGUCAUGAAAUAUUUCUAAAUUAAAAUGGUGGGAACCUCUACAAAACUGAGUGAAACAUAAAGAUAACUACUUACAACAUAAAAAAAGUUACAGUUGUAUGAAUAACACAGCAAAUAUAAAAGGAUGAACGGAAGGACAAACUUGAAUCAGAGCAUUGAAAUGGAUUGCAAUAUUAUUGUGCCUUUUUGAAAACCUGUUAGCCUAACAGUUUUGAUAUCAGGACUACUUGGGGGACAUACUUCUUUGACACGAAGCUUUGAAUUUGCCAUUUAUGGGUAAUAUGCCAUUUGCACGAUGGCGUCAUUUUACUACUACGACCAGAAUCCUUCAGGGUAUUGCUUUCUUGUGCAAAUUAAGGCCUUUGUUAUCUAAACCGCUGCCUGGUUAGCUCAGUUGGGAGAGCACCGGUCUGCCAAGCACGAGGUCGCGGGUUCAAACCCCAGUUGGACCAACACUCAGGGUCUUUAAAUGACUGAGAAGAAAGUGCUGCCUUUGCAAUAAAUGAGAUCUUCAAAUGGUUAGACUGUCUUAAGUCUUCUCGGAUAAGGACGAAAAACUGUAGGUCCUGUCUCACAGCACUUUCACUGAUUGUUCUUGUGGGAUGUAAAAGAACCCACAUCACUAUUCGAAGAGAGUAGGGGUCAUAGACCCCGGUGGUGUGGUCAACCUUUACGGGUUGUGGGAUUGGGUAGGGAUGGCACCUCGCAUGGGACCUAUGAGUUCCCUUCGAGCCUAUUCCCUCUGGGCAGUCCUGAGUCCAGAAAAGCUGGUAAAAAAAACCUCACUGGGACCACCAAAUUUAAGUAUGAAAAGGAAAAACGACAUGAAUUCUUGUCUUGGUAGUAAAAAGAUGUCGUCAUGCAAAUGGCCCAUUUCUCAAGUUCCAAAGUGAAUAGGGAUGCUUAAUUGGCAUUAUUAACUAAAGUAACCAGGCAACUGUGUCAUAGCCCCUCUAAUGACAACUUUUAUACAAAUUCAUGUACUAAACUAACUGUACUUGUUUCAACCUCUUCUAUUAAAGGGGGCAUUCUGGUUAAAAGCAUUAUUUUUCGUUGAUUUCCACCCGUUUUCUUAACUAUCUAGCCAAGAUAUCAUUCAAUCAAACAAUGACUCCAUUAAGUUGGAGUAAUAAUUGAAUAGUUUUUUGAGAAUAUUUGGAUGAUUUUUCAAAUGUUUUUAAUGUAUAAAAGUUAGGGGGGAGGAUGUUUGAAAUUUUAGAUAAAUUGGAAAAUAUUGGAUUUGGUGGUUGUUAAAAAUUAAAAUAUGCUGAAUUAGUCGACAAAUACGAGGUAGUCCACCACCACAAGAAAGUGCCUCUGAUCCCAUAUGCGGACUAACUGGUUUAUGUGUAUACCUUUUCUAUCCUAAUUUAUUUCCUUCCCAAAUCGAUUUCCCCCCAAAAAACAACCGUAAUGCCCCCUUAAAUGUGUGUAAUAGUUUUCUACUUCAUUUGUUUAAGGUAAAAGUAAAGCUGGAACCACAUGAGGAACAGAUCUUUGUGGAUGAUGAUGAUGAGGUAUGUGUGAGUUACAUGUACCUACAAUGCCGUCUUUGUUUUAUUGUCCUUAAAGUGUACCUCUUUAACCCAGAAAAAAUUCAAAUUCAGAAAUGUAAUUUCUUCUUGUACCAUUCUUCUUGUACCAUUCCCCCUCCCCGUUAUUUUUGGACCCGGGCCCCCCCUUAUCUAAGGGUCUGGAUGACUGCCCCUCCCCCCAACUUAUCUCAAGGUCUGGAUCUGGCACUGCAGGCUGACUGUUACUAAAAUUUCAAAUUUCGGUGUGUAUGCAUUGAGUAGGUGGAGAUUUCAACAGCUAUGAGGUUCUUUUGGUGUUAUUUUCCCUUUUGUGUCUUAUGUAGGUAGCCAGGGGUCAUCCUCAUGAUAGUCGGGGGGAAAUCCCAGGCCUAUAAUGACUGCCCUAGUCACACCUUAGGUACUCCAGGUGUCAGAGACUUUUUAUGCACGGUUUUUGGUGUCAGUGGGUCAAGUGUUGUAGUUUUGCGCGCUUCACCGCUCGUGGCUUUGGUAUUGGGUGGUUUCGCCCGAAGGUCGAUUUGCCCGUUAGCAGUUCGCCCAGACUAAGUCGAUUCGCCCGAUCUGUAUUUGUCGUUCUUUUGUCAAGCCUGAGAAAAAGGAAUAAGCAUGGAAAGACAGUGACUACACAUGUGGAAUCCAAGGUUAACUAAAAUAACAUCUCAAAGAAGUCGGUUCACCAUUUUGUAGAGUGGUGUAUGUCAUCGGGCGAAUCGAUUUAAGUCGUAGCUAACGCCUUCAAGCGGACCGACUUUCGGGCGAAACGACAGCAAUUCGUGGCUUUGCCUGUGGCCGAGAACGUGUCGACAUGUAGCCGACCCUGAAGCGUCUCCACCGCACGUGAGAAAAAAUCUCAGGUACCCAGGGUACACGUUAGGAUUUUAUCUUAUUAAACAGUAAAUGAUCUAGCUCUUGAGUCUGUGGACAAAAUUUAGUGAUGUGGCUGAUAAUAAUAGUAAUUUUAGUGAAUAAUAAUAAUGAAGAAGAAAAUCCUGUAUUUAUUUACUUACAGUAUUGCUUAACCCAUUCGCUCCUGGAGAUUUUGCCCAAAAACGCGUUUUGAAGCUAGUCGAGUGGUUUUCUGGUCACUGUCGCGCUAUAAAGAGCUAAAACUUACCACAAACCGGUUUACAGGUCGUACACUUGGCGGCCUUCUGAUCUAGAUGCAAAAUAUCAGCUUGCGAAGUUCGGGCAUGCGCAGAAAGCAAAAUUUCGUCUUGACUUUUACUUUUCGCUUUCUCUCCUCUCUUCUUUUUUCGCUUUUCUUGCCUCAUUUUUUUUUUCUCUUGCUGGGCAUUUAGUAGGCUUCAUUUUGGUGGGAAGAGUUUUUAGGAAAGCUUUUAGGAUCUUAGGAUUAGGUGAAAGGAAAGGUAGGUGGGUAAUGGAACAAGAUUUUCAUGGAGAUUUUCAGGUCCUUGUCACGUGGUUUUUUGCUUCUUUCUCCGGUGUCCUUGACUGAAUUGUGCUCAUUCUGGUAUGGUUUGAAAGAUCUCUUCACUCUGCACAAGUUAGCGAAGAAAGUUGUCCUUGACCGUUAAAACUGAUGACGUCACAAAGGAUAGAAAGGACCUGGAUCCGCACGGGCGGUUACGGGCGGUUCAGGGGCGAAUGGGUUAAACUCAAAUAGAAUUUUUUAAAAAAAAGCUAUCGCAGUCUACCCCUCAUGAGCGCAAGAAAUCAUUUUUAUCUUUCACUUAUAGGCGUAUGUGUGGAUCUUUGACCCCAUCCAUCCCAAGACUUUUGUCAUGGGAGUAUUGGUUGGUAAGUUUUAAGAUUAAUCAAUCAAACAAGCAACCUGUCUUGUGGCAACCUCCCUCCCAAGCAAGGGAUUAAUUCAACCAAUCAGAAGUUGAAAUUUACAUGUACAGGGCAUUUAGCGCGAGAAAAUACGCGUCAGCAGCAGUGACUAACUUGACCAAUCGGGUUACAGGAAACUAACAAUGCAUUUCGAGAAAGUUGUUAGGGUAAUCAGCGUCUCGUAAGAAAGCAAUAAGCUGCUCAAAGCACAAAACCUCAAUAGAGAAGAAAAGGUAUGACGUCACAAAAACUUAACUUUUGAAAUUAUGGGCUUAAUUGCCAUAUCCAGAGAGGACAAUAUAACUUUGUUAUUUGGUCUUGUUUGGCAUGUUUAGUUAUUCGUUCUGACGAGGUUCAACUAUACAUGUAGUGUGUAAGUCGUAGGCCGUUUAUUCCGUGUUAAUUACCAGAUGUGUCAUUUACUCAACAGUUAUAGCUACAAUCGCCAUCUGCUUGUUUCCUUUAUGGCCAUAUAACAUCAGGGAAUAUGUGUGGUAUCUGAGUGUCAUCGCUGCUGCUCUGGUUGGCUCCAUUCUUGUACUUGCUGUCUGUAAGUUUCUUUUAUAAUCAUCAUGAUACCUUUGUAGGGCUGUCGUUAAGGGCCGGGGGGCGGGGAUUUCCUUCGGCUUCCAUGAAUAUAAACCCCCGGCUACUUCCGUAGGAAAAUAGAAGAAGAAUAAGAAGCAAAAGAAAUCCCUAACUGCUUGAUUCCCCGUCUACUUCUUGUAUUUACUGGGCAACGUGAAAUCCAGGACUCCGAAAUCUGGAUUACCUCAGUUGGUUCAAGCAGCAGGACCAGUUCAGUCGAUAGAGCGCUUGACUGCAGAGCAAGAGGUCACAGGUUCGAUUCCUGGGACUUGACCAAUACUCAGGGUCUCACAAUAACUUAGAAAUGUUGUACUGCUUUUGCCAUGCAAACAGUUGGCCCCAGUUGUUUAAAAGGUGGAUAGCGCUAUCCACCGGAUAAAUCACUAUCCACUAGGUAGCGCAAUUGGUUUCCCUAACAUUUAUCCACCGGAUAGUGAUUUAUCCGGUGGAUAGCGCUAUCCAGCUUUUGAGAAACUGGGGCCUGGACCUUUGCAUGGCUCGGAUGGCCAUUAAAAAUGGCGGACCCAAAACGGCGUUGUCCUUAAUUAUUACUUCCGUAUUAAACACAUUGACACUCUAGUAACUAAAGUGUGUUUUUAUAUGCCUUUAUACUUACGGAAACUGAGUUAGAUAACAUCCAUUCCGGGAGACGGUUUAUCGGAAGGAGGGCUGGGUUUAAAAAAUUGUUUGGCCGUAAAAUCGUUGAGUACAGACUGUUUCUUUUUCUGUUUGUUUUGUGAUUGUCUUUGAAUUCAAAUCCCGUUGAACGUCCUUUUUUUUCAGAGCUCUCCUCUUAAAAUCCUCCUUUACGAUAGCGAAAAGGCAACUGCGAAUUCUUCAGAACUGAUUACUUUCUGUUUUGCGUUUUAUUUACAGUGCGGUACGUGUUCUUUGCGAUCGUGUGGGUGUGCACAUGGGGGAAACAUCACUUCUGGCUUUUACCAAACCUUACGGAGGAAUGCGGCUUUUUCGAAUCAUUUGUACCACUCUACACACACGAAUAUAUGGGAAACAAGGACGAAGAUAAACCGGCCGAAAACGAAAAUGAGAAUGUUGACGAGAAAGAUGACGAAAAAGAAGAAGGGGAAGGCAAAAAAGAAGAAAGCAGCGAGGACAAAGAUCACACUGAGAAAGAACCUUGGGUAAAGUUAACGGAAGAAGAAGUAGCGACAGCAAGAAGCGAAGUGGACAAGGAAGUUAAAGCGUCGGACGAAACGUUAGCUACUGAAGUCAAAUGUUAAUUGUUUUGUGAUUUAUGACAAUAUUGCUUUUAAUUGUUGUGUAAAAAGACUGACAGAGGUAAAUUUACCAGAUUACAUAAUGAAGUACAGCAAAGGUAGAACAGAAUGCAGCCUUGAAUCCAGUCAUCGAAGGCUGAAAUUAACAGUUCUCAAUAGACCUCUUUAGCUUGUAUGUUCCGCCGCUGUGAACGUGAAUAAGAAAAUUUGAAAAAAAAAACAGUACUCAAGAUUAUUAUCACAUGAAAUACUUGGGAAAACAAAACAUACAAGCUAAAAUGGUCUAUUUCAUGCAGUAAUGCGAAUCAUUGUGCCGUUUCGCUAGUUAUUGGAAGAUGCUGCUGUACUAACCGUACAGGUUUUCUUCAUUAUUGUCACGUGUGAUCAUAAUCUCAUUCGAUUGAGCGCCGGGUUUUCUCGCGAUUGUCUGUAAGUAUUUCUCAGUUCCCUCGAUUAUGUAUUGCUUGAAAUUGCUUGAAAAUCUCAUGGCAAAUUGCCGUCCAAUCAGAACUAAGCUGAAGCUAAUCCUGCUUUAGCGGCGCCCGCUUUUCCCGCCUUUGACAGCGACCAGCUUUACUACGCUUCGUCAUUGGCUAAACAAGUUUCUUGGCGGGUUGUCGACCAAUCAAAACUUAGCUGAAGCUAACCCUGCUUUAGUGGCACGCUCUUUUCCCGCGCUUGACGCUGGCCAUCUUCGACAUUGGCUAAAAAUCUUUUUGGGAAAGUUGUCGACCAAUCAAAAUUGAACUGAAACUAUAAACAUCGCAUGAGUUGCGUGCCGUUUGGUUUUGGCAUUUUGCUUCAGUCCUGCUAGACAUUCAAAAAUUCCUUCGUCUCUGUCGCUCUCUCGGCCGCUUCGCGGCUUAAAAAGCUCGUGAGGUGGACUUGUAGUAAGUCUACAGUCCUUUCUCGCCAAUGUACUCUUUUUGUUAUCAUCUUUUCGGACGCUCAAUGAAAAUUUAAUCCAUAUCCGUAAGUACUUUCUAGUUACAAUCACAGAGUUCAUUAUAUCCAGAGUCAGGUGAAAUUAUUUAUAAAGUGUUUAUCUUUGCCGGAUAUUUGCUUGUGUGUUCUUUUGUUGUGGCCUGAAGAAAAACAGUUCACUUGACAGUGCUCGAUAAUUACCGGUUUAUUAUGUGAAUUCCUUGAUCAUCCCUGAGCAGAAGCAACACAGCAGUAUAAUUUGAACUGCUAUAAUCCUUGACUUUGUGGCAUUUCUUCUUAUUUUCUCAGUAAAACUUUUUGGUCUUCGUUUUCCAUUAGUACUCUUCAAGUCACUAUAAUCCGUCGGUUCUAAUCCUUUGGCUAUCGUAAAUCAUCUCACUGGCAAUCAGUCCGUCAAGUUGCGCAAUUUAGAAAUGGAAUUUCAUUGGGUGAAACUGUAAGGAAAGACUAUUCAUCGAAAUAUCGCAAUAACCGCUUGAAACAGCAGAAAAAUACAAAGGAAAUGCAAACGCUAACAUGCGGCAU